Alnus glutinosa is the source of this 883-nucleotide messenger RNA. RefSeq names its product nudix hydrolase 15, mitochondrial. Gene Ontology annotation, biological process: coenzyme A catabolic process. The transcript is spliced from 4 exons. Bases 45 to 758 code for a protein of 237 amino acids. The record is from RefSeq and is a predicted model, not a curated record. NCBI's taxonomy places the organism in Eukaryota, Viridiplantae, Streptophyta, Magnoliopsida, Fagales, Betulaceae. Gene Ontology annotation, molecular function: acetyl-CoA hydrolase activity; coenzyme A diphosphatase activity.
AAAAUUGAAAAAUAAGAACAUAUGGGAGAAGAAGGCCAAAAAAUAUGGGUUCCAACAACCUCGGAGGAGUGCUAGAGAGGCUGGAAGAGUUAGCUCAACAAUUCGGACUUGGCAGACCUCGUCCCUCGGCCGAUGAUGCGAUUUCGAUACAACAAGCGUUGGGAUCCAACAAGACCAAGCGAGCCGCAGUUCUGAUCUGCCUCUUCCAAGGUCCCCAUGGCGAUCUGCGAGUCAUCCUCACCAAGCGAGCUUCAACUCUCUCUUCUCACUCCGGUGAAGUUUCGUUGCCGGGCGGGAAGAGAGAGGAAGGCGAUGCUGAUGACGUAGAGACGGCGUUGAGGGAGGCUAAGGAGGAGAUUGGCUUGGACCCUUCGCUUGUUAGUCUUGUUACCGUUCUUGAACCAUUUGUGAAUAAGAUUGGUCUGACAGUAGUUCCUGUGAUUGGUAUCCUUUCUGAUAAGAAAGCAUUCAGUCCAAGUCCCAAUGCUGCUGAAGUGGAAGCAAUUUUCGAUGCUCCCUUAGAAAUGUUUCUCAAGGACGAGAAUAGGAGAGCAGAGGAGAGAGAAUGGAUGGGAGACAAGUAUCUACUGCAUUACUUCGAUUAUGAAGCAGAGAAUGAGAAGUAUGUGAUAUGGGCUUUGACUGCCGGAAUCUUGAUUAGGGUGGCAUCACUAGUCUUCCAGCGGCCACCGGCAUUUCUUGAGCGGAGCCCCAAAUUCUGGAAUAGAGCCACCGACAGCAAUACUACUUCACCAUAGAUCCAAAGCAAUUUUUAUGGGUCUUAUAUCACAUUUUUCUUUCAUGCCCACUAACUAUUGUACACGGCCUGCAUUAAGUUGCCAUAUAAUUCUGUAGCCAGAAAAAAAUACCAUAUUAUUCUGUA